UAGUUUAUGCACGUUGGUGCAAGGAAUGAUUUCAUCUUCGUUCUUUCUUCUUUAUCGUUCGUCUCGCCACGAGUCGUGAGAGAAAUCGCCUGCAAAAAUGGUGGCUCAGAAAAAACAGAAAAAGGCUCAAGAGAGCAUCAACACCAGAUUAGCACUCGUGAUGAAAUCUGGUAAAUACGUUCUUGGUUAUAAGCAAACUCUCAAGUCCCUUCGCCAAGGCAAAGCCAAGUUGGUCAUCAUCGCCAGUAACACACCACCAUUGAGGAAGUCGGAAAUUGAAUACUAUGCCAUGUUGGCAAAGACUGGCGUACAUCAUUACACAGGAAACAACAUUGAAUUAGGAACAGCGUGUGGUAAAUAUUUCCGCGUCUGUACACUUUCGAUCACAGAUCCUGGCAAUUCUGAUAUUAUAAAAUCGAUGCCGACUGGUGAUCAAGCAUAAUAAAAUACUUUUUAUUUAAUAAAUAAUCUGAAAAAUCUUAAAAA
Molecule: messenger RNA, 486 nt
Organism: Nylanderia fulva
Lineage: Eukaryota; Metazoa; Arthropoda; Insecta; Hymenoptera; Formicidae
Gene: RpL30
Product: ribosomal protein L30
Cellular component (GO): cytosolic large ribosomal subunit
Molecular function (GO): structural constituent of ribosome; RNA binding
Source: RefSeq, a predicted model, not a curated record